CUUUCUUACUCUUUUCCUUUUCUUCCUCCGCUUUUCUCUCUCGUGUCCCGGUCUUGUUGGCUGGCCAAUGCAGGUUUAGAAAUAGAAAAUUCAGUCUCAGGAAGAAUCUUUGUUUACUCGAUAGAGACGAUCUUGUGUUAGUGUAUAAUUACGAAAGUAUUCUCUUGAGCCGAGGAAGCCUGGAUUGGACUCUCUUCUCUUCUGAUCUGUUACGUUUCGCUUCUCUUAGAAGUCGAACUCGCGGUACUCUUACUUGUUCAAUUGGUUUUUGAGGAAUCGGAGAGAGUUUUUAGAGAUCAAGGGAUUUAAUUUUUUUCCUUGAGGAGGACUUAUGGCUACGCUUAGUGAUAUAGGAGUAUCAGCAGCUAUUAAUAUAUUCACCGCAGUUGCUUUCUUUCUGGCAUUUGCUAUUCUUCGGAUACAACCAGUGAAUGACAGAGUCUAUUUUCCAAAAUGGUAUGUGAAGGGUUUAAGGAGCAGUCCCAUAACUACAGGUGUGGGGAAGGUCAUCAAUAUAGACUUCAGAUCAUAUGUAAGGUUUCUCAACUGGAUGCCUGCAGCAUUACAAAUGCCAGAACCGGAACUUAUUGACCAUGCUGGAUUGGACUCUGCCAUUUACUUGAGGAUUUACUUGAUAGGGCUUAAAAUAUUUGUUCCCGUUGCAUUCCUUGCUUUUACAAUCAUGGUGCCAGUUAAUUGGACAAAUAAUACCUUAGAGCGAUCUAAUUUGACUUACAGCGAUAUAGAUAAACUCUCUAUAUCGAAUAUUCCAUUUGGAUCAAAUAGAUUUUCGACUCACUUGGUUAUGGCAUAUGUGUUUACCUUUUGGACAUGCUAUGUGUUGAAAAGGGAGUAUGAGAUAGUGGCAUCAAUGAGGGUAAAUUUUCUUGCAUCGGAACGACGACGCCCUGAUCAAUUUACAGUACUAGUAAGAAAUGUACCCCCAGAUCCUGAUGAGUCAGUCACUCAGCUUGUGGAACAUUUCUUUCUGGUCAACCAUCCAGAUCACUACCUCACUCAUCAGGUUGUUUACAAUGCCAACAAACUUUCUGAAAUAGUCAAUGAGAAGAAGAAGAUGCAGAACUGGCUCGACUUCUAUAAACUCAAAUACUCAAGAAAUAAAUCUAGAAAGCCCACUCUGCAGACUGGUUUUCUUGGUCUUUGGGGAAAGAGGGUUGAUGCAAUUAAUUUUUAUACAUCUAAGCUUGAGAAAAUAUCAAAAGAAAUAUCCUUGGAGAGAGAAAAGAUCAUGAAUGACCCUAAAGCUAUAAUGCCAGCAGCUUUUGUUUCAUUCAGAACUCGAUGGGGAGCUGCUGUUUGUGCACAGACUCAACAAUCCAGAAAUCCAACUGUGUGGCUGACUGAGGUGGCCCCAGAACCCCGUGAUGUCUAUUGGGACAACUUGGCGAUUCCAUAUGUUUCGCUCGCCAUCAGGAGGCUUGUUGUUGCUGUUGCUUUUUUCUUUAUUACCUUCUUUUUCAUGAUUCCCAUCGCAUUUGUACAGUCACUUGCUAACAUUGAGGGUAUCGAGAAAGCAGUACCAUUCCUAAAACCCAUAAUUGAAGUGAAAUUCAUUAAGUCGUUCAUUCAAGGUUUCCUUCCCGGAAUAGCGUUGAAGAUAUUUCUUAUUUUUCUACCGACAAUAUUGAUGCUAAUGUCCAAAAUUGAAGGGAUCACAAGUGUAUCAGCUCUUGAGAGGAGAUCUGCGACAAAAUAUUAUAUUUUCCUGUUCAUUAAUGUCUUUCUUGGGAGCAUAAUCACUGGAACUGCAUUUCAACAAUUAGAUAAUUUUAUUCACCAAUCUGCAAAUGAUAUUCCAAUAACCAUUGGUGUCUCAAUUCCAAUGAAGGCUACUUUCUUCAUAACUUACAUAAUGGUUGAUGGGUGGGCUGGUGUUGCUGGGGAAAUUCUAAGGUUGAAACCCUUGAUAAUCUAUCACUUGAAGAAUUUCUUCUUGGUGAAGACUGAAAAGGACAGGUCAGAAGCAAUGGAUCCCGGAACCAUCGGCUUCAACACAGGCGAGCCACAGAUACAACUUUAUUUUCUACUUGGCCUUGUAUAUGCUGUGGUGGCCCCAAUCCUACUUCCUUUCAUAAUGGUAUUCUUUGGGCUGGCAUAUGUUGUUUAUCGUCAUCAGAUUAUAAACGUCUACAAUCAGGAGUAUGAGAGUGCUGGUGCUUUCUGGCCUGAUGUCCAUAGACGCAUCAUCACAGCAUUAGUUGUAUCACAACUGCUUUUAAUGGGAUUGUUAAGCACAAAAGAAGCUGCUCAAUCAACACCACUUCUUAUUACACUUCCAGUAUUGACUAUCUGGUUCCAUAGAUUCUGCAAAGGGCGCUAUGAACCUGCUUUUGUCAGACAUCCAUUACAGGAAGCAAUGAUGAAAGAUACACUGGAACAUGCAAGGGAGCCAAACUUUAACCUGAAAGGUUUUCUCCAAAGUGCUUAUAUCCACCCGGUUUUCAGAGGUGGAGACGAUAGUGAUAGUGAUGAAGCUGUUGAAGAGGUCGAACAAGAACCUGAGCUUGUGGCAACAAAACGCCAGUCUCGAAGAUAUACCCCAUUGGGCAGUAAACGAAGUGGUUCUUCGUCACCCACCCUACCCACAACUCAAGAACAUUAGAACUCCUGUGAGAGUUUCUUUUUGACUUAACACAUUCUUGUACAUCUUGGGCUCUUAGGGGAUUUGAGAGCAGUUCCACUUCACUCAUAAGGUAAAUAAGCCAGGUGAUUGGUGCACCGCCUGUCAAUCCUAUGCUUCCUGGAGGCUUGAUGUUACUUACUGUUAACUCUACUACUUGUAGCUUUGGCCUUCUGGUUUCUGUGGGAACAAGACAGACCCAUGGCACAAAUCUAGUAAUUGAAUUAGAUUGGUUUAGUUGUCGUACAGAGACUGUUAAUAUAGUCUUUUCUCAGUUAAUUCCCA
This is a messenger RNA of Tripterygium wilfordii, 2926 nucleotides long. RefSeq names its product CSC1-like protein At3g21620. Gene Ontology annotation, cellular component: plasma membrane. Lineage: Eukaryota; Viridiplantae; Streptophyta; Magnoliopsida; Celastrales; Celastraceae. Gene Ontology annotation, molecular function: calcium-activated cation channel activity. The coding region runs from base 332 to 2623 and encodes 763 amino acids. The transcript has 12 exons. The record is from RefSeq and is a predicted model, not a curated record.